Messenger RNA from Rotaria sp. Silwood2, 1056 nucleotides. The record is from the annotation of a GenBank genome assembly. NCBI's taxonomy places the organism in Eukaryota, Metazoa, Rotifera, Eurotatoria, Philodinida, Philodinidae.
AUGAUUUUCUUAGCUCAAUUUUGUCAAAUAACUUUUGUACCUGUCUCGUUUCCUGUCGGUUCUUAUCCGAUCUCCAUUGCUGUCAGCGAUUUUAAUCUUGACCUUAAGCUGGAUGUCAUCGUCGCAAAUUCGGGUGAUAAUACUGUGACUGUACUACUUGGAAACGGCGUGAAUAACAUUACCAAACGAAUAGACUUUCCAACCCACAGAAAUCCACGAGCAAUAGCUGUUUUCGAUUUUAAUCUUGAUAAUAAUCCGGAUUUCGUCGUGACUAGCUCUACUAAUAACAGUGUUACUCUACUACUUGGAAAUGGCAUCGAUAACUUAAUCGGACAAAGAAGCUUUCCAACUGGCACCAAUCCGCAGUCGGUAGCCGUCGGCGAUUUUAAUCGAGACAGCAAGCCAGAUUUCGUCGUAGCGAACACUGGUGAUAAUACGAUAACCGUAAUACUUGGUAAUGGUGUAAAUAGUCUUAUUGGAAUAGCAAACUUUCCAACGGGUAUAAAUCCUCGAUCAGUUGUUGUUGAAGACUUUGACCGUGAUAAUAAUUCAGAUUUUGUCGUAGUAAAUUCUGGUGAUAAUGAUGUAACUGUACUAAUUGGGGAUGGUGUUGACACAAUUAUAAAACAACAGAAUUUUUCAACUGGUUUAAGUCCACAAUCAGUCGCUCUUGGCGACUUUAACCAUGAUAAUAAUCCAGAUAUUAUCGUAGUGAAUUCUGGUGAUAAUACUAUGACUGUUUUACUUAUGAACGGUGUUGAUGCCAUUAUAGGACAAAAGACCUUUCCAACCGGUGCAAAUCCACAAGCAGUUGCUGUUACUAAUUUUAACCUCGACGGUAAGUUGGAUUCCGUUAUCGCGAACUACGAUGAUAAUACAGUGACCAUGCUGAUUGGAAAUGGUAUUGAUAAAAUUAUUCAAAACCAGACAUAUCCAACCGGUACUAAUCCAUGUUCAAUUGCUGUGGGUGAUUUCAAUAGUGACGGUAGAAUGGAUUUUGUAGUCGCCAAUUAUGGCAGCAACAGUGUGAACAUGUUUUUGAAUAUGUGUCACUAA